CAGUAGGAUCGAGAAGACACAUGACAUGUACUAGAAACCGGAGUGCGUGUUAGAGCCUCUCUGAGAUCGGAGCAACUCAAGUAUGCCAGGGAACGACACCCUAGUAAGCGGCCCUGUCUCGGCGACCCCGUUUCCCGGCGCGGGCCCCUGUAACGUGUCCUUCGAGGACAGCAGAGUGGUCCUGGUGGUGGCGUACAGCGUCGUGUGCCUGCUGGGCUUCCCGGCCAACUGCCUGACGGCGUGGCUGACGCUGCUGCAGGCGCGGCAGGGCAACGUGCUGGCGGUCUAUCUGUUCUGCCUGGCGCUGUGCGAGCUGCUCUACAUCGGCACCCUGCCCCUCUGGGUCGUCUACAUCCGGAACCAGCACCGCUGGACCCUGGGCCCGUGGGCCUGCAAGGUGACGGCCUACAUCUUCUUCUGCAACCUGUACGUCAGCAUCCUCUUCCUGUGCUGCGUCUCCUGCGACCGCUUCGCGGCGGUGGUGUAUGCCCUGGAGACCCGAGGCCGCCGCCACCAGAGGACCGCCUUCCUCAUCUCGGCGUCCGUCUUCCUCGUCGUCGGCCUCAUCCACUACCCGGUGUUUGAGAUGGAAGACGGGGACACCUGCUUCGAGACGCUGCCCACCAACACCAGGGUCGCCAGCUACUGCUACUCCCGCUUCGCCGUGGGGUUCGCCGUCCCUCUCUCCGUCAUCGCGUUCACCAACCAGCGGAUCUUCAGGAGCAUCAAGCUGAGCACGGGCCUGAGCGCCGCCCAGAAGGCCAAGGCGAAGCGCCUGGCCAUCGCGGUGGUGCUCAUCUUCCUGGUCUGCUUCGCGCCCUACCACCUGGCGCUCCUCGUCAAGGCCGUCGCCUUUUCCUACUACAAGGGAGACCCGGGCUCCAUGUGCGCCUUCGAAGCCAACCUGUACACGACCUCCGCGGUGUUCCUGUGCCUGUCCACGGCCAACGGCGUGGCCGACCCCAUCAUCUACGUGCUGGCCACGGGCCACUCGUGGCAAGAGGUGUCCAGGAUCCACAGGGAAUGGAGGAAGUGCUCCGCGAGGACAGAUGUUGUCAAGCUCACGUGUUCCAAGGACUCAGAGGAGGCGCCCCUGCCCACGACGCUCACUAACGGCCACACGAUCCCCAGGAUCGUCGAGCCCCCGGAGCCACAGCCGCGUGCGUGGGGCUCACCGUGCGCCUUGGAGAGGCCGGGCGAAGAGUCCUGUUGAGCCCGCGUGGGAGCCCAGGAGCGGUGGUGCGGCCUCCCCGUCCGCCGAGCUUGCCAAUGAGUGCCCGCGGCGCUGGCCGAGAAGCCCCCCUCUGGGAAACCUGCCAGGAUCUCUCGUUCCUGGAGCCACGCUCUCCGUCGGCCCAUCGGGGUCCCGGCCCUCCCCCCCAGGCUCCCCCCGCCCGGGCCGACACAGGAGGCGGCUCACCCAGGCGGUGCGUGGCUGGCAGGCCGGCCUCUUCGUCCACACGCAUCCCGGCCGGCUCACCCGGCCACUACCAAACAGCAGGGCUGUGGUCAGGGGC
This is a messenger RNA of Lynx canadensis (Canada lynx), 1517 nucleotides long. It is a transcript of the gene GPR132, whose product is annotated as G protein-coupled receptor 132. Lineage: Eukaryota; Metazoa; Chordata; Mammalia; Carnivora; Felidae. Gene Ontology annotation, cellular component: membrane. Gene Ontology annotation, biological process: G protein-coupled receptor signaling pathway; negative regulation of G2/M transition of mitotic cell cycle; G1/S transition of mitotic cell cycle. Gene Ontology annotation, molecular function: G protein-coupled receptor activity. The coding region runs from base 83 to 1213 and encodes 376 amino acids. The record is from RefSeq and is a predicted model, not a curated record. The transcript has 2 exons.